AUGUGGCGUAACUUGGCGUACGGAUCCCAGCAAGUGGCCGACGCCGUGCCUGCUGUGGCCCCUACUAAGUCAGUAAAAGAGACGGUAAUCUCUCAAGUGGACGCAUCCCUUGUACCCAAGAAUGACGGUGCCAAGGUCUACAAGAUUCUGGAGUAUCUGCGCAAAGUUCCCAUGCACAAAGCCGUAUCCGUGGUCGAUGUCUUUAAGCACACGGGUGUCGACCUUUCUAUGGACGAUCAGGUGGAGCAGCGGCUUAAGAACAACCCAAAAGUCCGUCUCCAAGGAGACCAGUACGCGUACCAGGCUAAAUAUGAUAUCAAAGAUCGGAUGCAGCUGCUGAAAAUUCUUGAUCGAAUUCCCGAGGGGAUGCCUAUUGAAGACUUGAUCGAUUGUUAUGUUGGCGUAGAAGAAGAUUUGAAAGAGUUGACGCGUACAGGAGAGACCAUUUGCGUGAAGAACGCUGACAAAGGCGCAGAAGUGUACUACUCGCGUGGACAAACGUUCCUUGUGGACCUUUCUGGAGUCGUUACGGUCGAAGCUGGUAGUUAUUUGACCCACUCCAGUCAAGACACCACGGAAGAAAUUCGUCGUGGCGAUGCGUUUCGUGUUGGUGAUAAUUGGUUUCGCGUGUCUGCAGCAGUCAGGAGCUCGAGCACCACCCGCCCAGCCCCAUUUGCAGGAAUGGUCACCAAAAGCGUUUCAUCCACGCGGGAUCUCAAUAUCUCGAAGAAGAUCAAGUAUAUGUUCAAGUUUGAUAAGGACCAUCUUCCUUUGGAUGUCCCAUUCCCCGAUGCAAAGAGGCGGAAUGUAGCCAGCAGUGAUCGCUGGGACCUUUUGCCUAAACGAGGUCCCAAAUUUCAAAUGGUGAAACAUGGUGCCACAAACGACAUCCGCCAGUUAUGGCGUGAUACUCUGCGAUCGUGGCCAUCAGAUCGUGCCGAGUUCGAAAAGAAGCUGGUUCAAGCUGGGCUAACAACGCAGUCAAAGGUUGAUGCUAACCGCCGUCAAAUGAAGCGUCGUCUGAAGGAGGAUAAGAAGAAGAAUCGGCCUCGAAAGCAGCGAGACAUCAAAAUCACGAACCACCAUCUUAUUGGCACGAAACUUGGCGAGAUUUUGUCAAAGGGUAGCCAAGAUCAGUUUAGUCUUGGUGCUGCUAGGUUUGACAAGACGUAG
Peronospora matthiolae is the source of this 1173-nucleotide messenger RNA. The record is from the annotation of a GenBank genome assembly. Lineage: Eukaryota; Oomycota; Peronosporomycetes; Peronosporales; Peronosporaceae.